This is a messenger RNA of Syngnathus acus (greater pipefish), 2046 nucleotides long. It is a transcript of the gene chrna3, whose product is annotated as cholinergic receptor, nicotinic, alpha 3. Lineage: Eukaryota; Metazoa; Chordata; Actinopteri; Syngnathiformes; Syngnathidae. Gene Ontology annotation, molecular function: transmembrane signaling receptor activity; acetylcholine-gated monoatomic cation-selective channel activity. Gene Ontology annotation, biological process: monoatomic ion transmembrane transport; regulation of membrane potential; signal transduction. The coding region runs from base 103 to 1734 and encodes 543 amino acids. The transcript has 6 exons. Gene Ontology annotation, cellular component: postsynaptic membrane; synapse; neuron projection. The record is from RefSeq and is a predicted model, not a curated record.
CUUCCCUCCCUCCCUCUCCUUCCUUCUCUGCAUCCUUUCACUCUUCCUCUUGACUUUCUCCGAGCCUGGAUCCAGCGCAGCCUUCGUCCAGCAGCCAGGAAAAUGAAAGGCAAUUUUUGCCUCUUUUUUGCGUCCACCUGUUCUGUCUUUUGGUUGCAUCUUCAGGGAGGCGCAUGUUCAGAGGGCGAACACAAGCUCUUCUCCGUCAUCUUCUCCAAGUACAACCAGUUUAUUCGACCGGUGGAGAACGUGUCUGAGCCAGUCAUUGUGCAGUUUGAGGUCUCCAUGUCGCAGCUGGUCAAAGUGGAUGAAGUCAACCAGAUCAUGGAGACAAACCUGUGGCUAAGACACAUCUGGAAUGACUACAAACUCAAAUGGAAUCCAAGAGAUUUCGGUGGUGUCGAGUUCAUACGUGUGCCGUCCAACCGGAUAUGGAAGCCUGAUAUCGUGCUCUACAAUAAUGCAGUCGGUGACUUCCAGGUGGAUGACAAGACGAAAGCUCUGCUUCGGUACAACGGCGAGGUCACAUGGAUCCCUCCCGCUAUCUUCAAGAGCUCGUGCAAGAUCGACGUCACCUACUUCCCCUUCGACUACCAGAACUGCACCAUGAAGUUUGGCUCGUGGACUUACGACAAGGCCAAGAUCGACCUGGUGCUGAUCGGCUCCACCAUCAACCUCAAGGACUUCUGGGAGAGCGGCGAGUGGAUGAUCAUCGACGCCCCCGGCUACAAGCACGACAUCAAGUACAACUGCUGCGAGGAGAUCUACACGGACAUCACCUACUCGCUUUACAUCCGCCGUCUGCCGCUCUUCUACACCAUCAACAUGAUCAUCCCCUGCCUGCUCAUCUCCUUCCUCACCGUGCUCGUCUUCUACCUGCCGUCCGACUGCGGCGAGAAGGUCACACUUUGCAUCUCUGUGCUGCUCUCCCUCACCGUCUUCCUCCUGGUCAUCACCGAGACCAUCCCCUCCACAUCGCUGGUCAUUCCGCUGAUCGGCGAGUAUCUCCUUUUUACCAUGAUUUUCGUCACCCUUUCCAUCGUCAUCACCGUCUUCGUGCUGAACGUCCACUACCGCACGCCCAAAACGCACACCAUGCCGCGGUGGGUGCGGGGCGUCUUCCUGGGCCUGCUUCCCAAAGUCAUGUUCAUGACCCGACCGGAGAGAGACCCGGAGAAGACGAACGAGAGCGUCCAGAUGAUCCGCCCCAGACCGUGCGGCGCUCACAACUCGGGGUCCCAACACAAAACACAGGUUCUGGCCUCCGGCGUGGUGUCCAGCUUAAUUAACCGGCAGAAGCCCCCGAAUGACACGGAGCUUUCCGAUCUCAACAACUUGAACGCAAACGAGCUAGCCAAAAGCGCCGGGUCGGGCUCGUUGUGCUGCGAGGAACGCUGCUGGCACCAGAGGUCCGGGAAGCUGCCAACGGACUCUGGAGGAGGCAGCGGCUUGAGCUGCCUAGGGGUCCUUAGCGGAGGCUCCAGCUCGGAGUCUUUGGAUGCGGGAGUAUUGACCCUUCUGCCGUUCUCCCCCGAGAUCAGGGAGGCCAUUGAGAGCGUCAAGUAUAUCGCAGAGAACAUGAAAAUGCAGAAUGAGGCCAAGGAGGUUCAGGAUGAUUGGAAAUACGUCGCCAUGGUGAUCGACCGCAUCUUCCUGUGGGUUUUUGUCCUGGUGUGCAUCUUGGGGACCGCCGGCCUUUUCCUCCAGCCUCUUCUACUCGGGGAAGACAUAUGAAUACAUAUUAUGCUAUUAUCAUUUUUUUAAGAAUUCAGACUAUCAAAACGCACAGCCUUUUUAGGAUAUUUUAAAAGACAGAACACAAUCGUACCGACGUCAGAUGAAAACCAUAAGGCCUUGAAAUUGGUCUUCAGAGCAUGAAACAAGAAAUGGGUGGCAACCUGAACACAUUAUGAUCAAAGAACGACAUCAUCUGUUUAAUUGAGGUACUGCAACCAAUUGCCUGCAGCAGUGAAAGAUUUUAUUGUGGCAUUUUGUGCAAACUCUUAUGCCUUUAUAUACCGCCAUAAAAUCACCUGUAAAUACAGA